Messenger RNA from Daktulosphaira vitifoliae (grape phylloxera), 2339 nucleotides. It is a transcript of the gene Dop2R, whose product is annotated as dopamine D2-like receptor. Lineage: Eukaryota; Metazoa; Arthropoda; Insecta; Hemiptera; Phylloxeridae. The transcript is spliced from 8 exons. Bases 418 to 2067 code for a protein of 549 amino acids. Gene Ontology annotation, biological process: adenylate cyclase-activating adrenergic receptor signaling pathway. Gene Ontology annotation, molecular function: G protein-coupled receptor activity; dopamine neurotransmitter receptor activity, coupled via Gi/Go. Gene Ontology annotation, cellular component: membrane. The record is from RefSeq and is a predicted model, not a curated record.
UCUGUAACACAUGCAUUCGGCGGGAAUCAGUCGGUGGUAUGCUCGCGCGAAACACGUACACGGUACAAUUGUUUCCUCGGCUUGUGGUGGACGUUGACUCGACGUAAAUCUUCGACCUAUCACAUAUCUUCGCGCAUCAAGUCGAGUGCUCGUGCAAAGCACAAGGUCGAGGUUUUAUGCGACAAUGUGCACGCCUGCAGUUGUUCUUCAGAGGCAAUGACGACGAGUCAGCUUCUGGCCAAUUCGCUCGGUCGGCCGAGGAGACCGUUACGUUAGUGACCGACCACCCAAUGGCCACAGCCGCGUGAUGCGAUCGUCGACUGAGAACGGUGUCUAGUUUCGGAGUGCGAUCCACAGUGGAUCUUGUUACCGCGGUGGCGACGACGAUAUUACGGUACCUCGAGCGGUGGCGCUGUGAUGCUGCUGCGUAACGACACCGCGUACGACGGUGUUGACAGAAAUUACACCGACGAGUAUUUCAAUUGCACCAGCGGUUCCUCGUCCAUCAACAAUUACUCAAACUACGAUUGUAAUACGCCAUUGGAUGACGUCAUCGUGAAAAAUUACUGGGCCCUGUCUCUGGUCGUGUUUCCCAUACUCACUCUGUUCGGAAACGUGCUGGUUAUUAUCAGCGUGUGUCGCGAACGGGCAUUGCAGUCAGUCACCAAUUACUUCAUCGUCAGCUUGGCGUUGGCUGACCUUUUAGUGGCUCUCGUCGUCAUGCCAUUUGCCGUUUAUGUGCUGGUGAACGGUAAAUGGGGCUUACCACCGUUUGUUUGUGAUUUCUAUAUAGCCAUGGACGUAAUUUGUAGCACAUCAUCUAUAUUCAAUUUAGUCGCAAUUAGUAUAGACAGGUAUAUUGCGGUGACCCAACCAAUAAAAUACGCUAAACAUAAAAACAACAGGAGAGUGUGGCUGACAAUCGUGUUGGUAUGGGCUAUCAGUGCGGCAAUUGGCAGCCCCAUUGUGCUCGGUCUGAACAACACUCCGAAUCGAACACCGGACCUCUGUCUUUUUUACAAUUCGAAUUUCAUCAUAUACUCUUCCCUAUCUUCAUUUUACAUACCAUGCAUUAUCAUGGUAUUUCUUUAUUGGAAUAUAUUCAAGGCUUUAAACAUAAGAGCAAGGAAAGCUAAAGCGGCAAGAAGACCACAACUAGGAAGGGAUUUAAAACCAGGUAUCAUCAUUGAAAAUGUAGCUCAUACUAGAAGACGAUUGGCAGAAACAACGUUGCUUGCAACAGCCUCAUUAGCUCCCGGAAGCACCUCCAUCAUUGAUGAAGCACCAACAAACACAGGAAGUGGUAGUCAGGACGAAGAAGAAGAAGGCGGAUCACCUGGCUCCGAUGACUGUCAUAUUUUACACAAUGACAAAUCUACGGACUUUAUUCUAUCUACAGUAAUAGAGGAAACCGCAAUGGUGGCAACGUUAGCUACUCCGCAAAACCUUCAAGCUGAUCCCAAUGGCAAUCUAAGUAGCAGGCCGCCAAACGUGGAUCUAGUUUCUAAGUCUUUAAAACCUGUUCAGACAGUCAGUUCCAUUAGUGAUAAAGUUGGAGACAAGCUCUCCAACAAAGAGAAGGACUCGGACGAGUCAAUGGUGACUACGGACUCCCAAACAGACAGGUCGAAUCGCAUGACACAGUCACUCGUAAAGCGUUCAUUGUCGUCGAUGCUGCGCAACUGCUCCGAAGAUGACAACUCCAGGUGUUCGAAAAAGGACUACAAGUCGUCAGCAGAAGGUAGCAGUCGAUUCACGAUAUAUAAGGUUAACAAAGCGAGUCGGAAGAAACGAGAAAAGUCGUCGGCGCGAAAAGAAAGAAAAGCAACGAAAACCUUAGCCAUAGUUCUCGGUGUAUUUUUGUUUUGUUGGGUUCCGUUUUUUACGUGCAAUAUUUUGGACGCAAUAUGCAAUAAAUUGGAAAAAAACUGCUCCCCAGGUGUUCGAGCGUUCAUCUUAACUACGUGGUUAGGAUACAUGAACAGCUUCGUUAACCCAGUUAUUUAUACCAUAUUUAACCCAGAAUUUAGAAAAGCAUUCAAAAAAUUAAUGAGAAUUGGAACUUGACCCGUAGCUGAUGGCCCAGACAAAAGUAUUACAAAUGUUAGUCAUCAUUAAAUUAAACACAUUUAUGUAUUUUUGUCUCUUGGCCGUGUAAAACUCAUUUAAUUCAAUGCUAUCAAAAUCACGGUACUUUAAUAUCAAAUUUGUAACUACACUGUACUAUUAAUUUAUUAUAACUUAACCUAAAAUUCUUGUAAAAAUUGAUAUAAAUAAAAUUAAAAAAAACUUUUCAAUUUGUCUAUGUACACAUAUUUUAAUUUGGUAAAAAUAUUUUA